Perca flavescens (yellow perch) is the source of this 4649-nucleotide messenger RNA. RefSeq names its product EF-hand domain family, member D2 (gene efhd2). Gene Ontology annotation, molecular function: calcium ion binding. The coding region runs from base 331 to 1032 and encodes 233 amino acids. Lineage: Eukaryota; Metazoa; Chordata; Actinopteri; Perciformes; Percidae. The record is from RefSeq and is a predicted model, not a curated record. The transcript has 4 exons.
AAGAAGAAGAAAGAAGAAGAAGAAGAAGAAGAAGCGUCAGAAUUCUAAACUGUUUCUGACAACAUCCUAAGGUGUAGGGAGGCUAUUUGUCUGAACUUGGAGCUCGAAGCCUGGAAAAAAAAGUUAGAUAAGUAUAUUUGUGAUUAAUUUGCUUCGGCUCUUGCCAGAAACACCCCUACAGAGUCUAUAGGGCGAGGACGGGGGCGGGAUAACAGGACAGAAGGCUGUCUUUAAGGCUGUGCGCUGACGCCUUCUUCUGUAACGUUAGUGUAGUUAGUAAGGUAACCUAAGAUAACGCUAUCUUUUGAUUAUUAGCCAUUUAAUUUGAAAAUGGCCACAGACGAACUUUCGUCCAAGCUCAGUCGUCGGCUCCAGAUCGAAGAAGGAGCCGAGGAUCCUGUUGCUGUGGACGUCAGCGGGUACCAGAAUGGGUCGGAAGAGAAACCGAGUACGGCCAAUGCAGACUCUGAGCUCGGCGCUAAGCUGAUUCGGAGAGAAGAGCUGAACGAGGGGCAGGGUGAGCACUGCCAGCCUAGCAUGAAGGUCUUCAACCCAUACACGGAGUUCAAAGAGUUCUCCCGAAACCAGAUCAAAGACAUGGAAAGGAUGUUCAAAACGUAUGAUUCUGGGAAAGACAACUACAUUGACCUGAUGGAGCUGAAGCUGAUGAUGGAGAAGCUCGGAGCUCCACAGACCCACAUCGGCUUGAAGAACAUGAUCAAAGAGGUGGACGAGGACCUGGACAACAAGCUUAGCUUCAGAGAGUUCCUACUCAUCUUCAAAAAGGCAGCAGCUGGAGAGCUGGCAGAGGACAGCGGCCUCAGUGUCCUUGCUCGCCUCUCUGAAAUCGACGUUUCCACAGAGGGGGUCAAGGGAGCGAAGACUUUCUUUGAAGCCAAAGUCCAGGCCAUCAAUGAGUCCAGCCGUUUUGAGGCAGAAAUCCGCCAGGAGCAGGAGGCCAAGAAGAAGCAGGCCGAGGACCAGAAACAGAGACGCGCUGCUUUCAAAGAACUCCAGUCAGCCUUCAAGUGACCACCUCCAUCUCCUCUCAGGACCUGUCGCUUUCUGUGCUGCACUUAUGCUGUCAGUUUGUCAAUGUGUCCAUGUAUGUCCGUGGUAGUACCGAGUCAAACACAGGCUCAAGGUGCCCGACAUGCUUGUCACUAUUCCAAGAUAUAUUUUGUAUAUUAUAGUAAAUUGGCACUGCUUAUUAGGGCUGGGUUUAAAAGAAAUCGAUUUUCCAAUUCAGUGUGAGUGAUCCGAUAACGAUUCAGAAACAGAUUGAUCUUUUAAGAGGCUCCGUUUUAAAAGUAGACUGAAGACAUUGGUAUCAAAUGAAACUAGACAAUCUAAGGAAUCCUCCAAAGUUAGGUGAGAUUUUGGCCAUUUAGGCCAUGUAGGGCUUUGGGUAUACUGUCUCUGCAUCACAUCCUCUGCACUUAAGAAAGCACACGUUUUUUUCUGUCUCUAUGUAACAGCUAUGGGGUCAAUUCUUAAAGACAACAUUAAUAUUUUAAUUAAUGCACCAGGUUAGAGGGUUUCUUGUACAAUUUACAGCAUCUGAAAAUCUUUUUGUACAUCCAAGCAAAAUUGGUAUCGUAACUAAAAUAUCCCUAAUCAAAUCAGUAUAUAAUUAAAUCAAAUCCAAUUGGAAAUCAAAUCGGUACUGUGAAUCAGAUUUGAAUCGAUUCAAGAAAUCACUGGUGAUACUCAGCCCUACUGCUUAUGCAGAUAAUCUUUAAAGAAUAAUUGAUUUAUCCGUCUAGAAUCGUCUUUUUUUGUAUUUUUUUCUUUUUAGCUCUGUAGUUCAGUAACACUCUCAAACAUCAAAAAUACAAGUUCAAUACAGGUUUAGUGCAACUAUAGCAGGAUUACCAAUAGAGCAGUCUAUGCUGAGCUAAAUGAAUGGAUGAAUAUUUGUCAUCCAUCCCUGACAGCUGCUUUUUACAAAAUAAAUUGUAGAAAUGAUUGUCAAUGUCCUCACUUUCCAGAGUAGUGAAAUCCUGCCUCAUAGUAAUAUUAAGUAAUAUAAAUUGCUAUGCAGUGUUUUGGUGUCAAACUCAUGGAUUUGUCACUCUAGUCGGCUUACAUAAAUGUCUAACCUGUACCUGACACAAAAUGCGCACAGCCGUUUGCUGUGUGUUGUGUCUUUUCUGUAAACUGUGGCCAAAAUAAUCCAGUAUCCAUUUCUUUAUAUUUGUGUAGACUAGUGAUAAAUGCACUUUUUCCACUGUCUUGGCUACUCUGUAUGUCAGCUUGUCUGAGAUAUAUUUGACCACUCAUUCCAGAACUCAUAUUAAAUCCACCGUGACACAAGUUAGUGUUUAAUAAUGAACAAAUAGCUGAGCUCUUUGUUUUUAUUGUUGGCUCUGUAUUUUUCUACAAUGGGUUUGGGUGGGUAUUGAGUAGAUUUUGGUAUGUGGUUUUGGGAUGGUGGUGGUUAUUCUUCAGCACAAUGUUUUUAUGGGCCCUCUUAAGCACAGCUUUAAAAUAUAUAUUUUUUUAAAUAUGGGUCUUCUUUUUCUAGUUUCAGCCAUUAUUCCUAUCCUAUCAGCUCUGUUACCAUUAUAUUAUCAAAUCCUUGUUUAUUUCAUUGUUUCACCACUAGCUGCUGUUUCAAAAAAUCAAGUUCAAAUGAAUGAACAAGUACAAAUACCCACAAGUCACAAACACAUAUGUUUGAAUUGACUGUAAUGCAACCAAUAUAUUCUAAACACAAACUAGGUUAAAGGGAUGUUUGUUCAUUAAUUUCCUUACUGUGUGAAACCUUCACAUUUGUUGUAAUGGUAAUGCAGGUGCAUUUUUAAAAGGGAGCAACCACCCUCACCUUUAUCCACAAUUAUUCCAUCUCUGAUGUUAAAUCCCAAAUGCUUUCUCACAUUACUACUCAGAAGGUUUGGUGUCAUGAUUACUUGUUCACUGUUGCUCGCUAACUUCCUCCAUUUUUGUAAUAAAGGGAACAACAAAUAGUCUGUAAUUGACAGGGCAUGCAGUAGGUCAGUAACUAGAGUGCAUUUAAUGAAUGCCUUGCAGUAACGUCAUUGAUUUAAAAAAAUAAUAAUUCAUUACACAUUACAGUGUUAAUUAGUGUCGGUUUGAUUGUAGCUCUACCUGAAUUAGCUACUUAUUAGCUGUAGAUAUAAAUGGUCUUUCACAUAUGCAUUUAUUUCAUGGAUUAUUUCUGAACAAAAAUGGAAUAGCAGGGGAACACUGGGCAACUGAAGUAAUGCAAACUUGUACUGAUGUGAUGUAUUACAGUGAAGCACUUUGUAGGUCAUGUAUCAGAAAAAUAUUCUUAUGGAUGAUGUAAUUCAACUGUAUGCCCUUGUCCUGGAUAUAUUUAAAGCAUUCACCAAACGUGUCAAACACAUCUGCCAAAUUUCACACUUUUGUGUGAUCUUCAGGAUUAUCACUUUAAAUAAACUAAAUCUAAUAUCUUUGAUUUUGGUGUCAUGGCACAGUGCAAUUUAAAUUAGGUUUAGGGCAGAUUUGUUGUCAAUGAGUGUUUGCUUUGGAGCCAUUUUAUAAAUGUAUGAGGUUAGAAACAUUUGGUUAGUGCUGUGUAAAAUAAUAUGCAAGCUCCCAUAGUGUUGAUAGUGUUAUGGUGCCGUUUGUUGAUGCAUGCCAGCACUUCACAGCACAUUGUGACUGAAAUGUUACUCAUGAAUGCUUUCCCAUGAAUUUUCAAAAAGUAUUUUAUCACAGUAUGAAAAUACUCCUCCAUUUUUAGGAUGCAGGUUUUUCUUUGAAAUUUCCUCAAAGUUCAUGUUGUUGAUAGUUGAAUUCAAAGUUGGGUUUUGCAACUUCGUUAGUGAGCUAGGAGGAACUUUGGGGAUUUCAGGGUUCAAACAUGUCUUGUGUAGAGGGUGGUCAGUGAGUAGUUGUGAUUUUUGUCAGAUGUAUCAUGUUUUUCCAUGUGAAGUGAAUAACUGUUGUUGCCUGCUGUAACAAAACACUGGUAGCUGUAAUAUUUGGAUUCUUGUGUUGAUUUUUGUGCUACUGAUUUUUUCCAAAAUUCCCUCAAGAUUCAAAAGAAGCCCCAUUUCUUUUGGAAAAUGCAAAACAAAAACAAAUGAUGAAGUGUCCUUGGUGGUUCUCCAUUGAUUGUGUCCAGGAUAUGCCAACACUGUAAUAGAGGGGUAACAGGAAACAAAAGUUUCAUUUAUUUUAAAUGUCAUUCCAUUAAAUGACGUAAAUACUGAUAAAGAAUUCCAUGAAUACCUCAACUGAAUUCUCCCAAAUCAUUGCGUAAUGUCCUUAUUGUUACCAGAAUAGUGCCAAAUGUUUAAGCUACUGUUAUUAUGCUCAGUCACAUCAAUGUGAAUGUAAAUUAUAUCUACAUUGUUAUUUAGAUAGCUGUUGGCCAUUGUCAGCAUUUUCUUUUCAUUCUUGGUACAGCAUUCCAUCAUACUACUCUCAUGAACAUUAUAGGCUGAAGUGGCAUGUAUGCAUUUUUUUCUGCUACAAUCCUUUUUUGCCACUGAGAAACAUGUUUCCAGUUGGGAGGGGAUUUGGGGGUUUCUGGGCUGGAUAACAAUCAGGGAGGGGAUUUUUUGGUAUGUUGAAAAACUGUAAUACACCUUAUGUUGAUUUCCAAUAGUAGGCCUAUGCAUCCUUUUGUCACAAUAAAUUGCCCAUAGAUUGUGCCA